AUGUCAGUGCAGGAGAAAAACAGGCAUCAUGCGGCCCCAAAAACAGACAAGAGUGCCGACACCUUGAGCACGACAAAGAAGCGCAAGCACGACGCCGAUGAUAGAGGAUCCUCGAAGAAGAAAAAGAGGUCCAGGACAGAAGACGGGGUGAAGCCUUCAGCCACCGGAUCCCACCAGUCACAAGAGAGCAUAGAGAAGAAGAAGAACAAGAAGAAUAAGAAGCCAAAAGACAGCGGCGAAAUAGCAACGCCUGGUGCACAAACGCAAUCUUCACGGGACAUCGAACUACCCGAUGCGCCUGCGCGGGAGGAAGAACCAGAUCAACCAGCAGAUGCGCAGUCACUGAAAAGCGUUGCAGAUGGCGCAGAAGAAAGCUUGAAUGAGGAAGAUGUCCUGAGGCUGCUUGAAUCCGGAGACCCCAGCUCAUUCUACUCGACACGAUCAUCGCUCUACCUCCCCAUACCUGCAGUUUCCCUCGAGUCCAGCACCUCCUCGCUACUCGCAACACACCUGGCACCUUUAAUACUCACAUAUUUCCCGCCUGCGCAAGGCAUCGUCCUUGGCUUCUCCGCCCCCGUCCUCUCCGCAAAACCUAACUCGGGCCUCAAUCUACCUCUCCUACCACCACGAAGCGGUGACGUUGAGGCGCUCACCGAAAUCCUCGCAGGAACAGCGGACGAGUUUGGCGUCUGUUGGGCAUGGCUCACGGUGACAUUCUUGGUUUUCCGACCCCAGAAAGGGGACGAGCUCUACGGUUGGACCAAUGUUACCUCAGAAGGAUUCGUGGGGCUGGUGAGUUACAACUACUUUCAGACAGCUGUGGGAAAGACACGAAUACCGGAGGGUUGGAAGUGGAACGGCCCGACUAGAGAAGAGGCACAAGGCCGCAAGAAAGGCAGAAAGGGCCGAUUACGUGACGAAGAUGGUGGAGACGGUCCACAGGAGCAGGAUACGCAGGAAACAGAGGCAACGUUUGUGGAAGAGUCAACCUCUCAGAUACCCCUCGGUGAAGACGGCGGAUACUUUGCAGACGCGGACGGGGCCAAGAUCAAGUCGACGCUGAAAUUCCGGGUCGUGGAUACUGAAGCCGUUCCAGCACAUGACAGAAAUAAGUGGUCUUUGCAAAUCCAUGGCACUCUGCUAGAUGCGGAAGCCGAAGAGAACGUCGUGCAGGAAGAGCGGGCAAAAUUCGAACGUGCACAGGAGCGAAGCCGAUCGAAAUCCCCGGGCCUGAGUGAUGUGGUGAUGAGCGGAGCGUUGGGCGGUCGAUAA
Messenger RNA from Cladophialophora carrionii CBS 160.54, 1272 nucleotides. RefSeq lists its product as uncharacterized. Lineage: Eukaryota; Fungi; Ascomycota; Eurotiomycetes; Chaetothyriales; Herpotrichiellaceae. The record is from RefSeq and is a predicted model, not a curated record. The transcript has a single exon. Bases 1 to 1272 code for a protein of 423 amino acids. Gene Ontology annotation, cellular component: RNA polymerase I complex. Gene Ontology annotation, biological process: DNA-templated transcription initiation.